AUGAAUAUUUAUAUACCGAUACCGGUUUAUGUCACAUUAAGCGUGUUGUUAUUUUCAGCAUGCAUUGCCAAUAUCAUUGUAAAUACAAAUAUUCAAAAUAUACAGGGUGAAUUAAGGCAACCAAUUGGAAUAAAAGAGUUAUUCUUUGAUAAUUAUAUAAAUUUAGUUAUAAUAAUCAAUACAAUUUUCACUCUUUUAAUAGUUUUUGGUAAAUUUAUACAAUACUUAUUUUUUGGACAACUUAGAGACAUUGAAGCAAGAAAUUUUAAUGAUAGAUUAUGGACAUAUGUAGUUUCAAAAUUAAUUUUUAUAUUUGCAGCUAAAGAACCAGAAUUAGGAUCAUUAUUAGUUUGGGGAUUUUGGUUUUCAAUUUUAUGUUGCUUAAAAUUAUUUUCCCUAUUAUCAAGAGACAGAUUUGAUUAUUUGAAUACAUUUUUACCAAAUACCCAUGCAAAAAUUCAUUUAAAGUUAUUGAUGUUAUUAGUUGGUAUUUUAAUUAGUGAUUUAAUUUGGUUUUAUUUCUCAAUUACUUAUUUCUUUGGUGAGGGUCUAUCAAAUUUAAUGUUAUUAAAUUUUGAAUGUUUUACAAUAUUUUUUGAAACUGUUCAAACAUUGAUUAAAUAUUCAAUUCAUUUAUUCGAUUUAUCAUCAGAAGAUGUUUGGGAUAAAAGAGGACAAUAUAUUUAUUAUACAGAGUUUUCAACAGAUUCAGUAAUUUUAGCAGGAACUUGUGCACAUUUAAUUCAUAUUAUUAUUAUUCAAGGGUUUACACCAACUUUAUUACAUGUUGUAAUGUUUUUCUACUUUAAGAUGGUGUUUGGAAAUUUAAAUAGAAAGAUUACAGCAUAUAGAAACUAUUGUAAAUUAACUUCAGAUAUGGAUAAUUGUUAUCCAAAUGUAGGUGAAAAAGAUUUAGAGAAUUAUAAUGAUGAUUGUGCAAUUUGUAGAGAUAGAAUGGUUACCGCUAAAAAAUUACCAUGUGGUCAUAUAUUUCAUCAUUCUUGUUUAAGAGCAUGGUUAGAACAACAUCACUCAUGUCCAACUUGUAGAAGAUCAUUAAUUGAUGAACAUCAACAUCAUUUAGGUAAUAAUGGUACAGCAACAGCAACAAUAGCAGGAGCAUCAGGGGUAACAACAACAACAACUAUAAAUGGUGGUACAGGAUCAACAUCAGCAUCGACAGCAAUAGAUCCAUUAUCAAUUACAUCACCAUCUUCAUCUUCCUCAUCACCAACAGGACCAGAAUAUUCAAAUGGUAUACCAAGAACCUUAUCAAGGCAAUCAUUAACAGCAUCACAAUAUAAUAAUUUGGUGUACAAUGCAAACUAUAUUCAUGGUUUAUUUGAAAAUAUUUCAACUCAAACCAUCCAAAAUGAUUUAUUGCAAACAAAUAAUGUAAAUAGAACUAUAGAUAACAUUUUAGAGGGUAGAUUGGUCGAACCUUCAACUUUAGCUCAAGAUAAUAGCAAUAAUAACAAUAAUAAUAAUAAUAACAACAAUGUUGUUAAUAAUAAUAAUAAUAAUAAUAAUGAUAACAAUGAUAAUAGCAGUGAUUACAGUAAUAGUACUAAUGGUACUGACAGUGGCGAAGCUAUGUCUCCUUCAAAACAAACCCACUUUAAAGAUCCAAACAAAAAAGAUCAAAGUAUGGAUGGAAGUGGCAGUAGUGGAAGUAAUAAUAAUAAAAAUAAUAAUAAUAAUAAUAAUAAUAAUAAUAAUAAUAAUAAUAAUAAUAAUAACAAUAAAGAUAAAAGUAAUCAUUCUAAAUUGGAUGAACCUGUAGAUAGCAAUAAUAAUAUUAAUAAUAAUAAUAAUGAUAAUGGUGAUAAUAAUAAUGAUAAUAAUAAUAAUAAUAAUAAUAAUAAUCAAAAUGAAGAUAAAUCUUCAAUUUUACCAAUUAAACCAUUGGAAAAGUUUUCAGAUUCAUUUAAAUCGACAUCACAAGAAAGAUAUACGAGUUUACAACAAAGAAAAAAAUCAAUGUUGGAAGCUUCAAGAAAACAAUUCUUAGAAACUAUGAGUGAAUUUAAAACCGAUUAA
This is a messenger RNA of Dictyostelium discoideum AX4, 2040 nucleotides long. RefSeq lists its product as hypothetical. Gene Ontology annotation, cellular component: membrane. The transcript is spliced from 6 exons. The record is from RefSeq and is a predicted model, not a curated record. Bases 1 to 2040 code for a protein of 679 amino acids. Lineage: Eukaryota; Evosea; Eumycetozoa; Dictyosteliales; Dictyosteliaceae.